AUGCGAACAGGGACACGUCGUCUUCUUCUCUCGCUCGCCCAACGCUGCAAUCAAAAACUGAAAACCCUCACUCCCUGAGAAAACCAGGUGGAUUCAAAAUCACACAAAGCUCCAAGAAAAAGAAACAAAGGUGAAAACAUAAGAACUGAGAUCAGUAAAUUUUUUUUUUAAAAAAAAUCAGAAAUCGUUGAAAGAAAUGCGAGUCUUCAAAUUAGCGUCUUAUAAUAGUCGUAGCAAUUACUGGAAUGGCGUUUAUUCGCUUUGCCAGCAGUUGAGGCUAGGUUCGAUUCGUUGCGUCGUCACCAAUUGCAGGGCGGUGGUGCUCCCGCGGUUCGGUGGGCCCGGCGUGCUGGAGCUUCGGCCCAAUGUAUCGGUCCCUGAUCUCAAGCCCAAUGAGGUCCUCGUCCGUGCUCGAGCUGUCUCUAUCAAUCCUCUCGAUACCAGAAUGCGAUCUGGUUAUGGCCGUUCCAUAUUUGAACCACUUCUGCCCAUCAUAUUAGGUCGUGAUGUUAGUGGUGAAGUUGCAGCUGUUGGCAGUUCAGUGCGGUCGCUAACUGUUGGUCAAGAAGUUUUUGGUGCGCUGCAUCCAACUGCUGUGAGGGGUACUUAUACUGACUAUGCAGUUCUUUCAGAAGAUGAACUUACUCCAAAACCAUUGUCAGUUACUCAUGUGGAAGCGAGUGCCAUUCCUUUUGCAGCACUGACUGCCUGGCGUGCUCUAAAAAGUACUGCUAGGAUAACUGGAGGGCAGAGGCUAUUAGUUGUGGGUGGGGGAGGAGCAGUAGGUUUUGCUGCAAUUCAGCUUGCAGUGGCUGCGGGGUGCCGCGUUACAACUACCUGUGGAAGUCAAAGUGUAGAUCGGAUUCUGGCAGCUGGUGCUGAGCAAGCUGUUGACUACACUGCGGAGGAUAUUGAAUUGUCAAUAAAGGGGAAAUUUGAUGCUGUCUUGGAUACUAUUGGUGUACCAGAGACAGAAAGAAUAGGGAUCAAUUUUUUGAACAGAGGAGGAAAUUAUAUGACACUUCAGGGUGAGGCAGCAUCAUUGGCUGACAGUUAUGGAUUAGCAAUUGGGAUUCCUGUAGCUACGGGUAUUUUGUUGAAGAAACAGCUUCAAUAUCGUUAUUCUCAUGGAAUAGAAUAUUGGUGGACGUAUAUGAGGGCUGACUCAGAAGGUUUAGAUGAGAUCCGAAGGCUAGUGGAAGCUGGAAAGCUAAAAAUACCCGUGGAGAAAACGUUUCCAAUCACACAAGUGAAGGAGGCUCACGAGGCCAAGGACAGGAAGCACAUUCCUGGUAAAGUAGUAUUGGAACUCAACUGAAGUAUAAUUCGACAAGCUGGUUCUAAUGUCCUCAUUCACAAAUCAUUUAUGCUAAUUUAGCUUUUGUGUUUAUGUAAAGGUAUUAUCUACGGUUCUCUCAUGGUACGGUGCCCUUAUAUCACUGUUGGAUGCCACUACUUAAUUGUACGAAACAGAAUUCAGCAGUGGAUAAAUAUAAGGGUACAGUAUCACGUGCUAUCGGGCACCGUAGAUGAACUCUUUAUGUAAAUGUUCUUUUUUAGUUUUGACCUUUCCUCUGGAGAGGGGUUACUGUAUUGUGAGUCCUCUUCCUCUUUCUAUAUAGGACUGAGUUUGGUUCAGUAUCUAAUUCUUAGGUUGGUCUUAGUACUCACAAUUAAGAUAUGAUUUGCUAUACUUGAAUUACUCUCAUCCGCAUCUUGAACGUUUUGAUGGUAGAAAUUCAGUUCCUACAUCUAAGGUGUAGAUUAAAUUCUAAUCAUCAAUAAGUUGAAAGUGUUGGUGGUGGUGGUAUUUCAAAUAUAACAUUUUGUAUUUCAAUAUGUAUAUGAAGACCAACAUGAGAAUUAAAACUAGAAAUUAAACGAGGGUAACUUUGGAAUUCAGUUAGGACUUCAGAAGUUGCAAAACUCUGA
Carica papaya (papaya) is the source of this 1932-nucleotide messenger RNA. RefSeq names its product GroES-like zinc-binding alcohol dehydrogenase family protein. The record is from RefSeq and is a predicted model, not a curated record. Lineage: Eukaryota; Viridiplantae; Streptophyta; Magnoliopsida; Brassicales; Caricaceae. Gene Ontology annotation, molecular function: oxidoreductase activity.